AUGGAUCAUGCCGAAUAUUGGACACCCAACAAUCCACACUCUCCCACACACAGGUCGCCCGAGUUACCACAGCGGACAUUAACUGGCAUCGUCAUGGAGCAAUACAACAGCAACAACGCAUCAAGUGGCGAGGUGGCUCCCACUCCUACUACCACCACUACUACUAAUCAUCAUCAUCAUUAUUACGUGCAACAAGAAAGACAACAACAACAACAACGUCAAUAUCGUCACUCUUUUGUGGAUGAACAAGAACCACAUCCUGCUGUACGUUUCCAGGAACAAAGUCCCACCACACCAGGACCCACAAGUGCUGGCGAGCAACCACCUGCUUAUGAUACAACAGCUUGUUAUGAAUCCACCACCACCACCUCUUCACUUUCCACACCUCUUUCGUCUUCGGGUCGACCCACUCGUUAUGCUGGUGAUCAUUUGGAUGAGCUCGAUUUCACACGCCAUGGCUACUAUCGCCAUGACGACGACGAUCAAGUAGAACGACUUCGAAGCACGCUUUCAAGUCUCAACACCAACAGCGCUUGGGGCAGUGUAUGGGAUGACUAUCAACCCGAGUACAAGAUGUUGCAAGAGACGUAUUACACGAAAAAGAAAGACAUCUUUGCCAACAUGGAGCAUACUAUUCAAGAUUUGAGAGAGCUGGAAGCCAAGUUUGAUAGGACAAAAGAAAACUUCCAAGGUCACCUGGCAACGGAUUAUAGCGAGUUGUGCCGUGGCCUUAUGAACAAACGCAACCGGCUCGAUAGGGAAAAGGCUUCAUUUGAGGCAUCCACUGAUCACAAGGCUCAUGGAACAACCACUUUUCAGCAAACCGAUAAGAUCAAGCUCAACAUUGGUGGAGAGGUUUAUCAGACAUCUUUGAGCACCUUGAAGAAGGAUGAAAACAGCUUAUUGGCAACCAUGUUUUCAGGACGUCAUCGUUUGGUAGCCGAGGAGGAUGGAUCCUACUUUAUUGACCGUGAUCCCCAUUGCUUCCGGAUGGUGCUCAACUAUUUACGAGAUUCAAGGAUUCCACCCGCAGUGCUGCAAGAUGAUGCCUUGUGCCAAGAGCUCUUGCAAGAGGCCAAAUACUAUCGUAUUGAAGGUCUUGUUCGGCUUCUCGAACAUCACGAGACCACAUAA
Messenger RNA from Lichtheimia ornata, 1134 nucleotides. RefSeq lists its product as uncharacterized. Gene Ontology annotation, biological process: protein homooligomerization. Gene Ontology annotation, molecular function: protein binding. The transcript is spliced from 6 exons. NCBI's taxonomy places the organism in Eukaryota, Fungi, Mucoromycota, Mucoromycetes, Mucorales, Lichtheimiaceae. The coding region runs from base 1 to 1134 and encodes 377 amino acids. The record is from RefSeq and is a predicted model, not a curated record.